GCUAAACCGGUCGCGCGCGCUCUGACGUCACGUCCGGGUUUCUCUGUGUGGGGCUGGAACCGCUGUUGAAUUCAUAGCGGUAGCUUCACCGGCUGGGACCAUGGCGGCUAAAGAGAAUGUCGGUUUGAUCUUCAAGAUGUACUGCUUGCUGGUGAUGACCCUUGUGGCUGCCGCAUACACGGUCUUGUUACGAUACACAAGGACCGUGACCACGGCAAUGUACUUCUCUACUACAGCUGUGUGCGUCACGGAGGUGAUAAAGUUACUACUGAGCGUGGCUAUUUUGGCAAAAGAAACUGGAAGUUUCAGUAGGUUGAUGACCUCAUUAAAAGAAAAUGUAUUGGGGAGUCCAGCGGAGAUGCUUAAGCUGUCUGUGCCCUCACUGGUAUACGCAUUGCAGAAUAACAUGGCGUUUGUGGCCCUUAGCAAUCUGGAUGCUGCUGUAUAUCAGGUUACAUAUCAGCUGAAGAUCCCGUGCACUGCGUUAUGUACCGUUCUGAUGCUUCAGCGCUCUCUGAGCAAGCUGCAGUGGCUCUCGGUGUUCAUGCUGUGUGGAGGGGUUAUUCUUGUGCAGUACAGCCCAGCGGAGGCCACUAAAGUUCAAGUUGAACAGAAUCAUGUGUUGGGCCUCGGCGCGGUAGCGGUCGCUGUCUUGUGCUCUGGAUUCGCUGGAGUGUAUUUUGAAAAGGUUUUAAAGAGCUCCGAUACCUCCCUGUGGGUGAGGAACAUCCAGAUGUAUAUCUCUGGUAUCGUGGUGACAUUAGCUGGUGUCUACCUUUCUGACGGUUCACAGGUCAUUGAAAAGGGGUUCUUCUACGGCUACAAUUACCUCGUCUGGUUUGUAAUAUUGCUAGCGAGUGUUGGAGGACUCUACACAUCGGUGGUUGUUAAAUACACAGACAACAUCAUGAAGGGGUUCUCGGCUGCAGCAGCCAUUGUCCUUUCAACGAUUGCAUCAGUCAUGCUCUUCGGUUUACAGAUAACACUGACAUUCACUGCUGGUGCAGUCCUUGUGUGUGUCUCCAUUUACACCUACGGACUACCAAGAAAAGACACAACCAAACUGGACAUCAAAGAACCCAGCAAGACUGAAAGACUGAUCAAUGUAUGAUGUUCUUCAAGCAGACUUGGACUAUCAAGGAAAGAAAACAAAUACACAACAAACUGUAUUCUUUCCCCCCUUUUCUUCAAUCGAGAAGAUGCGACA
This is a messenger RNA of Spea bombifrons (plains spadefoot toad), 1207 nucleotides long. It is a transcript of the gene SLC35A1, whose product is annotated as solute carrier family 35 member A1. Gene Ontology annotation, cellular component: Golgi membrane. Gene Ontology annotation, molecular function: pyrimidine nucleotide-sugar transmembrane transporter activity. Gene Ontology annotation, biological process: pyrimidine nucleotide-sugar transmembrane transport. The record is from RefSeq and is a predicted model, not a curated record. Lineage: Eukaryota; Metazoa; Chordata; Amphibia; Anura; Pelobatidae. Bases 101 to 1111 code for a protein of 336 amino acids. The transcript is spliced from 8 exons.